GCUAGCUCAUUAAUAUUCAUGAGGCGGGCCCUCGGCGUGUGCGCGCCCCGGAGCGAGCGCCACGUCACCCCGCGGAGUCGCGAGCGCGCUCUGGAGAGUCUGCGGGAGAUAAACAGCGAUCAUGGUGAAGGUGAGAAACACGUGCAUCUACAGAAAUCAGGCUUUUCUUCCUCAAACAUCACUUCAAGUCACGUCUGCUCGAGUUCAGGUCGUCCUGCGCGGGAGCGUGAACUCAGAAGUUCAGUCCAGGAGUGAAACAUAUGAAGGAGCAGAAGAACCUGCAGAAACCGAGCCGUCUACAGGUGGCGGUAAAGAGCACCCUGUGGCUCCGCCCACCAUGAUCUGGCGCGUGACGGGCGGCCUCUUCAGCGCCACGAAGGGCGUGGUCGGAGCCACGGUGGGCGGAGUCGCCUGGCUGGGCGGGAAAAGUUUGGAGAUCACCAAAUCAGCGGUGACCGCGGUGCCUUCGGUGGGCGUCGGCCUGGUGAAGGGCGGGGUUUCGGCAGUGGCGGGGGGCGUGUCCACGGUGGGGUCGACGGUAGCCAAUAAAGUUCCAUUCACUGGAAAGAGGAAAGACAAAUCAGAGUGAAGAGGAAGGGACGGUUAUAAGUGAUGCUGAUAUUUGAUUGGUCGACAGAGACAGAUGUUUUUGACCAAUGAGCGCCCAAGACAUUUGCACAAAAGGGAGUUUUGUACGUCAUCCCGCGGGGUUUUGUCGUAAACCAACUCGAUCUCAAAGGAAAAAAAUGUUUUUUUUUCUCCUAGCAUCUCAGAUUCGCGACCAAAGACACAUUUAUCAGUGAUGUUUGUUUCUGUAGCUGUUUAACGACAUCACUGGAUUUCUUCUGAAACGCUAUCGGUCAAAUUUUGUGUUUGUAAACUGCGUUUUUUUUAUUAUUGAAUAUAAUAAAGUCAUGUAAAAGAU
Molecule: messenger RNA, 925 nt
Organism: Puntigrus tetrazona (Sumatra barb)
Lineage: Eukaryota; Metazoa; Chordata; Actinopteri; Cypriniformes; Cyprinidae
Exons: 3
Coding region: 122-589 (155 amino acids)
Source: RefSeq, a predicted model, not a curated record